Periophthalmus magnuspinnatus is the source of this 3894-nucleotide messenger RNA. RefSeq names its product NACHT, LRR and PYD domains-containing protein 3-like. The transcript is spliced from 13 exons. The record is from RefSeq and is a predicted model, not a curated record. Gene Ontology annotation, molecular function: protein binding. Lineage: Eukaryota; Metazoa; Chordata; Actinopteri; Gobiiformes; Gobiidae. The coding region runs from base 69 to 3674 and encodes 1201 amino acids.
GAAAGUGUGAACGCAAGAGCCGUGUUUUUGAGUCCUGUGCCUAGAGGACGGUGACGCACUCCUACAACAUGGACCCACCUGGACCUGGCCCCGGGUCUAAACCCAGACCUGCUCCCAGCUCUGUGUCUCUGAAAAGUGACCGCUCCAUAGACCCUCCUCCUGCGUUUAGAGAGGCUCCUCCUGAAGACCAGAGCACCUACAACAUGGACCCACCUGGACCUGGCCCCGGGUCUAAACCCAGACCUGCUCCCAGCUCUGUGUCUCUGAAAAGUGACCGCUCCAAAACCCCACCUCCUGAGUUUAGAGAGGCUCCUCCUGAAGACCAGAGUGACUCUUCUGAUUCCAGCUCCUACAACAUGGACCCACCUGGGCCUGGCCCCGGGUCUAAACCCAGACCUGCUCCCAGCUCUGUGUCUCUGAAAAGUGACCACUCCAAAGACCCUCCUCCUGCAUUUAGAGAGACUCCUCCUGAAGACCAGAGAACCUACAACAUGGACCCACCUGGACCUGGCCCCGGGUCUAAACCCAGACCUGCUCCCAGCUCUGUGUCUCUGAAAAGAGACCGCUCCAGAAGUCCUCUUAAGUUUAGAGAGGCUCCUCCUGAAGACCAGAGCUCCUACAACAUGGACCCACCUGGACCUGGCCCCGGGUCUAAACCCAGACCUGCUCCCAGCUCUGUGUCUCUGAAAAGUGGCCACUCCAAAGCCCGUCCUCCUGAGUUUAGAGAGGCUCCUCCUGAAGACCAGAGGGAGCCAGGCCCAAAGGAGCAGCUGGACGCCAUAUUCAGGCGUCUGGAGGAGCAGGUCCUGAGGUUUGUCCAACAGCAGCUCCAGAGGCUCCACAGGCUCCUGGCCUCAGAUUACCCAGAAUGCUCCGAGAGUGAGGAGGAGGAGAGCAGAGAGGUUCUGAACAUCACCCUGGACAUCCUGAAGAGGAUGGACCAGGAGCAUCUGGCCCAGCGCCUGUUGAACAGGAGUAACGUUGGGGUUUGCAGAGACAAACUGAAGUCUGAUCUGAAGCAGAGGUUCAGCCGUGUGUUUGAGGGCAUGGCUAAAGCAGGAGACUCCGCCCCCCUCACCCAGAUAUACACAGAGCUCUACAUCACAGAGGGCGGAGCCUCAGAGGUCAACCAGGAACAUGAGGUCAGACACAUGGAGACCACGCCCAGGAGACCGGCCGCUCCAGAGACCACCAUCAAAUGUGAAGACAUCUUUAAACCCCGCCCACACUCACCAGAGCCAAUCAGAGCAGUGCUGACAAAGGGCGUGGCCGGCGUGGGGAAAACGGUGCUGACUCAGAAGUUGAGUCUGGACUGGGCUGAAGGCCACGCCCACCAGGACCUCCAGCUGCUGUUCCCGUUCACUUUCAGAGAGCUCAAUGUGCUCAGAGACACACAGUUCAGCCUGGUGGGACUGCUGCACCACUUCUUCAGUCCAUCCAAAGAUCUGUGCAGCUUCCAACAGCUCCAGGUGCUCUUCAUCUUUGACGGUCUGGACGAGUGCAGACCUCCUCUGGACUUCAGCAGAACCCGAGUCCUGACCGACCCCACAGAGUCGGCCUCAGUGCACGUGCUGCUGGUAAACCUCAUCAGGGGGAGUCUGCUUCCCUCCGCUCGCCUCUGGAUAACCACACGCCCCGCCGCGGCCAAUCAGAUCCCUGCUGAGUGCGUCUCCAUGGUGACAGAGGUGCGAGGGUUCACCGACCCGCAGAAGGAGCAGUACUUCAUGAAGAGGUUCAGAGAACAGGCCACAGCCGUCAUCUCCCACAUCAAGAGCAUCCGCAGCCUCCACAUCAUGAGUCACAUCCCGAUCUUCUGCUGGAUCCUCUCCACAGUUCUACAGAAGCUUCUGGAACAAACGGACGAACCAGAGCUGCCCCGGACCCUCACACAGAUGUACGUCCACUUCCUGGUGGUACAGGCCAAAGUCCAGAACAUCAAGUAUCACCAGAGAUCAGGGGAGGACCUUCACUGGACUCCAGAGACCAAGAAGAUGGUGGAGUCGCUGGGAAAACUGGCCUUUGAGCAGCUGCAGAAAGGAAACCUGAUCUUCUACGAGUGUGACCUGAGCGAGUGUGGGCUGGACGCUGCAGCGGCCUCAGUGUACUCUGGAGUGUUCACACAGGUCUUUAGAGAGGAGCAAGGCCUGUACCAGGACAAGGUCUACUGCUUCAUCCAUCUGAGUGUGCAGGAGUUUCUGGCUGCUCUUCACGUCCAUCACACCUUCUUCAGCUCUGGAGAGAACCUGCUGGAGUCACCACACUCUUCUGAGAGUCCAGACCCUGAGGCCUUCUACCGCUCUGCUGUGGACCAGGCCUUACAGAGUCCAAACGGACACCUGGACCUGUUCCUGCGCUUCCUCCUGGGGCUGUCUCUGCUAACCAAUCAGAGGUUGCUUCAGGGUCUGCUGACUCACCCAGGAAGUGACCAGACCAAUGAGGAGACAGUAAAGUACAUCAAACAGAAGCUGAAUGAUGAGGGUCUGUCUGCAGAGAGAAAACUGAACCUGCUCCACUGUCUGAACGAGAUGAAAGACUUCAGUCUGGUGAAGGAGAUACAGGAGUACAUGAGAGGAGGACGUCUCUCUUAUAUAAACAUGUCUCCUGCUCAGUGGUCGGCUCUGUCCUUCCUCUUACUGUCCUCAGACUCAGUCCUGGAGGAGUUUGACCUGAGGAAGUACAAGGCCUCAGAGAGAGGUCUCCUGUGUCUGCUGCCGGUGGUCAGAGCCUCCACCAAAGCCCUUCUUUGUGGCUGUGGACUGUCCCCUCACAGCUGUGGGCCUCUGGCCUCAGUCCUCAGCUCCUCCAGUCUCACACACCUGGACCUCAGUCACAAUGACCUCCAGGACUCAGGAGUGGAGCUGCUGUGUUCUGGACUGAAGAGCGCCCCCUGCAGACUGGAGACGCUCAGGUUGUCUGGAUGUCUGAUCUCACAGAGGGGCGGAGCUGCUCUGGCCUCAGCUCUGAGCUCCGCCCCUUCCCACCUGAGACAGUUAGACCUGAGCUACAACCAUCCAGGACCCUCAGCCAAGCUCCUGACCGCUCUACAGGACCAGCGCCCCCUGCUGUCUGUCAGGCUGGAUCCUGCUGGAGAGCGCUGGAUGGUUCCAGGUCUGAUGAAGUACUCCUGUGAGUUCUCUCUGGACCCAAACACAGCUCACAGACGUCUCCUUCUGUCUGAGGACAAUUGGACUGUGACACGUGUGGAGCAGGAGCAGGAGUAUCCAGAUCAUGACGACAGGUUCACAUACAACCCCCAGGUCCUGAGCUGCACUGGCCUGAGGGGGCGCUGUUACUGGGAGGUGGACUGGAGCGGGAGGGUUAAUAUAGCAUUGAGUUACAGAGGGAUCAGACGGAGCGGAGAGGAGAGUAGGUUUGGAAACAAUGAUCAGUCCUGGAGUCUGUGGAUCAGUGAUCAUGGAGAGUACUAUGUCUAUCACAACAGAAAGUUAACACGACUCCCUCAUCGCUCAGAGAGAGUGGGCGUGUCCUCUGGCAGAGUGGGCAUGUUCCUGGACUCUGAGGCUGGAGCUCUGUCCUUCUAUGACGUCUCCUCUGAUGGAGAACUGUUCCACGUCUGGACCUUCUCCUCGUCCUUCUCUGAGCCUCUGUUCUUUGGGUUUGGACUGAGGGAUGAAGGUUCCUGUGUGACUCUGAUGAAAGAGACGAGACGAUGAACUAAACACAAGAGAAACUGUAUUUGUCCCACGAUGAGACAGAACAAUGAGAACAACAGAUAUGAAGAGAUAUAAGAGAAAUAAAACAAAAUGGAGCUUAAAUGUUACAGUUUAAAUUUGACUUUGAAUCAAAUAAAGACACAAAAUACAGAAAAUGAGCGACAGGAAAGAACAUGUAGAGUUCUAGUUCUUUACUUUGUCUCCAGACUGUUUUGGACCA